AUGGACAGAAUCUCAUUUCGUCGGCGUUUCCAAUACCUACAGUACCGCUAUAACCGAAAGACUAUUCUUGUUGGAGUGGCGGUGGCCGUUCUUGUAAUUUUGGUAAUAAUUGGCCUAACUUUGGGCCUAGUCUUUGGUCUACAAAGAAGUUGUGAGUUCAAAACACUCUUUACAAAUUGUCACGUCAUUUUCUCUCUAAUCCAGAAUUUAUUGUCCAUUUUUUAGCCAAGAAAGACGAUCCGCCUCCAGCGACAAAGCAGACCAAAUUAUUGACCGUUUUCCCCGUUGGCGAAAGGGACAAAACGGCGAGAAAAAAACGCGAUGCCAAUUAUAUUUUUACUGAAGACGACCAAAGUGAGGUGCGUGGUAACAUAUUGCUGCAGUUCGGGGGUUUUCAGAGACUUUCAGGUUUUCGUGGUGGGACCAAAAAGUUUUUUGGUCCUACCACGAAAACUUGAAAUAGCUAUUUUUGGGAAAUUCUAGAGCUAGUGGGAACGCACUGAUUCAUUUGCGCUAUUCAAAAUAACUAUUUGACUAAUUUACGGCAAAUGUUUGAGUCCCACCACGAAAACCCUGAAGAUCAGGGGAACUCUUUCAAAACGCAGAAAACCCUUGACGAUUAAUUUUCAGGUCGAAACCGUUCUCCUGAAAGCUCUGGAGAGGCUGAACGGAAGUUUUGCGGACCAACAAUUGAUCGUGGAGUUGGUCCCUUAUAGUGAAACUGUAAUAAAAAACGAACUGGCGCUUCUGGAGACUCUAGAAUCUGUUAAGAACAAAAUUCAGAGUGUUUACAAAAAGAAGUUUGUCAUUCGAAACGAGCCUUCACAGAAUACGUAAGCUUUUUUGGACAAAAUUUAUUGCAAUAGCCAGAAGUCAAGUAUAAUAUAAAAAAUUACAGAGCAGUCAGCUUUAUUCAAACUAAUCGGAGUGACACAAAUUCUGACGACAGUCGGAUGUUGCUGUUUGCGCCGCCAGCAGCGCUCUACAGGUGAGAUUGAAAGUUUUGUAAUUUGGCGAGCUGCGCCCUGAAGUUCGCAAAAGAUACCCGUAUUUACGCUCUUUUUAGACAAAAUGGGAUACUUUUGAGCUCAGUUAGAACUAAAAUACUCGUUGUAACCAUAUUUAUGGUCUUGCUGAACAUUUAUAUUAUUGGCGAGCUGCGCCCACGCUUCGAUAAAACUACCGUAUUUUUUCAAAAUUUUGAGCGUAUUGUAUUUGAAAUCGAUUGUUCAUCUUAAAUCCUAAUAUUUGUUUGGUUUUUUAUAGCAUUUCUGCCGAGCUGCGGCCGAUAUUUCCCUAUUUUUUCAUUUUUUCCUCCUAAAAUUAUUCCUUUUCGUAUUUUAGCACACUCGAUAAACUUCGAGAUGAUCGACAGGCAGUUGGAAAACAAUUAAAAAAUGUGAAACAACUAGUUCUAGUCAGCACUGACAAGGAUCCCAAGAUGAAAGAAGAAUAUGGCCUGAGUGACUCGGAUGCCACAGUAAUCGAGGAUGCGGCGAAUAAUAUUGACAAAAUUGUUGAGAAAAUCGGUAGGUGAAUUUUUUAGAGGAAAAAAUGGAAAUUGUACGAAGAUUAAGACUUCUUGAGUCCCACAACGAAAACCCUGAAAUUCAGGGGAAUGGCUGGAUUUUUUUCUGAAAACGAGUAACAAAGGGUAAAAUACAUCGAAACACUGCUGCUUUAAAAUUUCAGACUCAAAAAACAUUUCAAAAAACAUUGUUUACUCCCUAAAAAUUAUUCAUUUUGGGUCCCGCCACGACAAUUUUGAAAAUUCAGAACCGCAAAAAUUUAGCGUAAAAACAACUAAAAAGUUGUAAAAUACGGCGUUGGGCAGGAUGUCUAAUAAUUUCAGCCUGAAAUAAACCUUUUUCUCGUAGUUUCUGAGUCCCACCACGAAAACCCUGAAAAUCAGGGAAAUUUGAAAUUUUGCUGAAAUACCAAAACCCAUCGACAAAAUACGAGAGAUCACAUCUUAUAGAGUAAUUUCAGAUCCAAAAAGGCCGUUCUUCCCUCCGGCAACAACACCAUCAGAGGAGAUCGAAACCACGACCAGUCCGCCCGAAUCCGCGGAGCUGGUUGAUGACGAAGUUGUGCGGAUAAAACGCUAUGCCAAACUUCCUGAAGCUACGAAACACUCAAAUUCAGAGAAAGAGGUCCUCAUCGAAGACUACGAUUCCAAUUCUAAACUGCGUCGGUGA
Bursaphelenchus xylophilus (pine wood nematode) is the source of this 2198-nucleotide messenger RNA. NCBI's taxonomy places the organism in Eukaryota, Metazoa, Nematoda, Chromadorea, Rhabditida, Aphelenchoididae. The record is from the annotation of a GenBank genome assembly.